AUGAAUUCGCGCGCCCCUCAGCCGGAGGCCCUCCCAUGGGCUGUUCGGAUACCUGUUCCCGGCGGAGGACAUACGUCGGGUGCUUGCUUAGAUGUUCCUUGUCCGAGUCAGCUUCCCGGCUAUGCAGUAUUAGCGCAGGAGGCUGCAACAAGGAAAUACCGGCCAGCAACCCAUCCCUAUCAGGUACUUCUCCCAUUUUGGGUCACAUCAUUUCUGGCAAUGGCCUGGGUGUUGACAGUUAUGGCAUCCCUCAACCUAAAUGUUAUUAAAAUCAAGGCGAGCAAGCUUUCAAGCAACGUCAAGGUCGAGGAGCAUACUGGUAGAAUAUCACGGUAUGCAUUAAUCUCAGACAGCCUCGCGCGCCAUGAUCACAUAAACCAACCACAUGGUGAUUUCCUUACAAGACCUAUUAUGAUCGACCAGUCACAUCUGCAGGACAAAAGAUAG
Molecule: messenger RNA, 447 nt
Organism: Coccidioides immitis RS
Lineage: Eukaryota; Fungi; Ascomycota; Eurotiomycetes; Onygenales; Onygenaceae
Exons: 3
Coding region: 1-447 (148 amino acids)
Source: RefSeq, a predicted model, not a curated record